UCUGGUCGCCUGGCUGAUCUUCAAUGCAAUCUGUGGAAAUGCUCAAGCAGAUAUAGUGGAUGCCUUGUGUCCACGGGAUACCAGUAUAUCAAUGGCAAGUGCUACAGCUCAUCUGUUUGUCCCGAAGGACACUACUUAAACACAGAUGGAAAAUGUUACCCACAGACUAAUAAGUGUCCACCUGGUUACUUUCUUAACACUGAUGAAUUGUGCUAUAGGACUAAUCCAGAACCCUGCCCUUUUGACACAACCACAACAACGGAACCUACUACUACUUCAACAACAGAACUAACAACUACAACAACGACAACAGAACCCACCACUACAACAACUACAACAGAACCAACUACUACUACAACAACAACGGAACCCACCACUACUACUACAACAACAAAAGCCACUACUACUACAACAACUACAACAACAGCACCUCCAGUAAUUGAAGAACUUACUCGCUGUCCGCCGGGCUCAAUAUUCUACGAAUCGCAAUGCCGAAUCGUCUGUUCAGAGGGUGAAUACUACGCUGGGCGCUGCAUUUCAUCGGCAUGUCCACCGGGAACCGUUUGGUACGGAAAAAGGUGCCAAGAACCAGGAUACAUCAACACAAUCCUUGAGAUCGCCAAUGUGAUCCACAACGAGCACAAGUACUCGGUGACCAGUGAAAAUAUUAACCAUGUGGAGUACGCUACAGCCGCACCUUACGAUCCCGAUAAGGACAAGAGCUACGACUUUAGUACACCCGCAAACACACCCGAUAACAUAGUGGCUCCAAAUACAACAACAAGACGUCCCUGGAUAUUUCCAAGUUUAAGGCCAACUACGGAGCAGUCGGUGGUCGAUGAACCAUUUCCGGAUCGUAAACCUGGUCCAGGCUGCUGUUUCCUGAAGAGUCGCAUCUGCAUCAACUACGCCCCCAAUUGGGUGUGCUCCAGCAAGGAGAAGAAGUUAUGCGAUCCCAGGGUCUGCACAGCCCCAGUGGUCUAUCUCAAGCCGCCGAAGAUUGUCUAUGACGAAAACACUAAGCGCGUGGUGAUGCCACCCAAUCCGCCACUCUUGGCCUGCAGUACGUCGGAGUGCAAGGAGAGCGAAGUUUUGGAUUGUUCCGGCUGCAAGGAUCAUCAGCGGGAUAAGUGCUCUCCCAGCUGCUAUAGUUACUACUGUCCUAAUGGAACCUGCGCCUUUAUGAAUACCGAGGAUUUUUGCGCCUUGUAUCCGGGUGAAUUUGGCUGCAAUGCGAUGGACGGUUGUAUCUGGGAUUGGUGCAGUAAGAAGUGCUACUAUUGAAUUGGUUUUGUAAACCUUAAUAAAUAUUAUAUUUGAGAUCUUUGGA
This is a messenger RNA of Drosophila suzukii, 1330 nucleotides long. NCBI's taxonomy places the organism in Eukaryota, Metazoa, Arthropoda, Insecta, Diptera, Drosophilidae. The record is from RefSeq and is a predicted model, not a curated record.